AUGCUCAAGACAGCUACUACACCAACUGGUUCCUCUUCUACUAGUCUAUUUGAGCUUCUCACCGAAAUGAAGAACCAAUCCUGUCCAGAAUCACUCACCUUACAAGCAAAAUCUCCCUCCCAAUACACCUCCGAAUGCUGGUUCGACGAUGCAUGUAUCUUGGACAUGGAUUACUUCGUGAAGACCCUUUCUGGCAUCAAGGCCAAAGGUGUUCGUGCAGACCUUAUUGGCUCCAUCAUCACACACUAUGCCUCCAAAUGGCUCCCUGAUCUUUCUGCAGGUGAUAUGGCCGAGAAGGGUCUCACCCAAUUCGAGGAAUCGCCCGAAAGCGUGACGGCUUCAUGGAUGAAGAAGAGGUUCUUCGUGGAAACCUUGGUGGGUGUUCUGCCUCCUGAGAAGGAUGCAAUUCCAUGCAACUUUCUGCUUAGGCUUCUGAGAACGGCCAACAUGGUUGGGGUUGAGGGUACCUACAGGCAAGAGCUUGAGAAGCGUAUUUCGUGGCAGUUGGACCAGGCUUCGUUGAAGGAGUUGGUCAUUCCAUCUUUCAGCCACACUUGUGGGACUCUCUUGGAUGUUGAGCUUGUCAUUAGGCUGGUUCAGAGGUUUGUGAGUUUGGACAGUGAGGGAGCUAAGAGUGUUGCUUCUUUGGUUAAGGUGGCUAAGUUGGUUGAUUCCUACCUGGCUGAGGCUGCUGUGGAUGCCAAUUUGAGCUUGAACGACUUUGUUAUCCUUGCCGCAGCUCUUCCUAGCCAUGCAAGAGCAACGGAUGAUGGCUUGUACAGAGCCAUUGAUACUUAUCUUAAAGCACAUCCAGGAGUGUCAAAGCAAGAAAGGAAGGGUCUGUGCAGGUUAAUUGACAGCAGAAAACUGACCCCAGAGGCAUCACUCCACGCAGCACAAAACGAACGUUUCCCAGUGAGAGCAGUGAUUCAGGUGCUGCUUUCUGAGCAAAGCAAACUGACACGUCACGUGGAUUGGAGCGGUUCGUUGGUGAGUGGGACAAGAAGCCCUAGUGGGUUGGAGUUACCAACACGGUGUCUCUCGAAGCGCGAGGUGAACGCGCAACAGCACGAGAUAAGGAAGCUGAAGGAUGAUGUGUACAGGUUGCAGAGCCAGUGCAAUGCCAUGCAGGCACAAAUGGAGAGAAUGGUGGAGAAGAAGAAGGGGUUCUUCAAGUGGAAGAAGUUUGCGUUUGGCAAAGGUGAACAUGACAGAGUGGAACAUGAGCUUGAAGGGAAUGGAAUUCAAACGCCAGCGAACCUUAAAACCAGAUUGGUUAAUGUGAAAGGUAGUAAGAAUAAUAAUUCUCACAAGUGGAGGAAAUCCAUGUCUUGA
This is a messenger RNA of Sphenostylis stenocarpa, 1335 nucleotides long. NCBI's taxonomy places the organism in Eukaryota, Viridiplantae, Streptophyta, Magnoliopsida, Fabales, Fabaceae. The record is from the annotation of a GenBank genome assembly.